Molecule: messenger RNA, 942 nt
Organism: Talaromyces proteolyticus
Lineage: Eukaryota; Fungi; Ascomycota; Eurotiomycetes; Eurotiales; Trichocomaceae
Product: short chain dehydrogenase
Exons: 3
Coding region: 1-942 (313 amino acids)
Cellular component (GO): intracellular anatomical structure
Molecular function (GO): oxidoreductase activity, acting on NAD(P)H, oxygen as acceptor
Source: RefSeq, a predicted model, not a curated record
AUGAGCUUCAUAGGUAUCUCUGCAUCAUUUAGAGGAGGUCGAGUUGUCACUCGCCGAGCCUGCAAUCCUGUUUAUUCCCUGCGUGGCUCUUUGCUUCGACAGGCUCGGACGUUCUCAGAGGAGCAGAAAACGUACGAUGGCGACUUGCGACCCAUAAAGGGUCGGUUUGAUCUCUCUGGAAAGAACAUUAUUGUCACCGGUGGUGCUAGGGGCAUUGGUUAUUCAGCUGUCCGUGCCAUUGCCGAAAUGGGUGGGAAUGUGUGUGUUUGGGACGUGGCCUCAAAACCUGUGGCAGAUUUUGCAUCGUUGGCAGAUGAGUUCAAUGUGAAGACAGAAUACAUCCAGACUGAUGUGACCAACCCAGAGGGUUUGAACGGCGCUUUCAACCAAACAAUGACCCAUUUUGACCGCCUGGAUGGUUGUGUUACUGCCGCGGGCGUCGUUAUCGAAGGUCCAUUUGUGGACUGUGAGUACAAACCUGUGGCAAAACUCCUAGACGUGAACGUCCUCGGCACUUUCCUUACAGCACAGCUUGCCGCAAGGCAAAUGCAAAAGCAAGGCGGCGGAGGCAGCAUUGUCCUCAUCGCAUCCGUCUCAGCUACUACAAAGACCCCAGGGCAUCAGUUGUCUCCAUAUAAUGCCUCUAAAGCUGCUGUUCGCAUGCUUGGGCAAGCCAUCAGUAUUGAGCUUGGCCCGGAUCAGAUCCGCGUCAACUGCGUUUCGCCAGGAUACACUGAUACUGAACUCCUCACGCCUUUCAAGGAGCAGCAGCCACAGAGAGUGGACCUGAUGAACAAGGCGCCUCCCUUAGAGAGAAUCGGCAAUCGCAACGACUUGACUCCUGCAAUCGUAUACCUCUUGAGCGAGGCAUCCUCAUACACCACUGGAACAGACAUCCAAGUUUCUGGAGGGUUGCACGUCGGUCGCGUCGAUGUGGAGUAA